This is a messenger RNA of Owenia fusiformis, 1560 nucleotides long. Lineage: Eukaryota; Metazoa; Annelida; Polychaeta; Sabellida; Oweniidae. The record is from the annotation of a GenBank genome assembly.
UGACAGAAAAUGUCACGCAAAUACGCAUUUUACCUGGUAAUUGUCAAGCAAAAAUAUUUCUGUAGAAAAAUUUCUAAAAAAGUUCGUCUACACAGCAAAAUUACGAACGCCAAAAAAAAACGUACGCAUUUCGUUCGGACUUUUCACGCGAAUCACGUAUAUGUCACGCAUUACGUUCGAAAUUUUUCGUACCUACCCAAAAUUUGGAUCAAGGUGUUCAGAUUUGGACCAAGGUGUCCACAUUCAGAGGGAAGGUGUUCAACAUUUCCAAGUCACUCAUGUUAGGUGUUCCCAAGUUGACAGGCCUGUAUUCCCAUGCCAUUUUACAGAAUAAGAAAGAUCAUCUGAGAAAUGUGAUGAGUAUUAAAUCGGACGAAAUGUUAAACAUUUAACCUCAUUUUCAUAAUUUGAAGUAAUAUAAGUUAUUGAAUGAUUUGAAAUGCAAUAUAGGAUAUAUUGUGCUCAAAAAAUCUGUAUUGGCACGAGAUGAAAUCAAGUAGAAAUACAGCAUAUCGAGAGCAUAAUAUAUCCUAUGUUGCGCUUCAAAUCGUUGUAUAACGUUUUUUAUCAUGUGAUCUUACUACAUAGUCCAUAGGAAAUAUUCUGUAUUCUCUGUAUUGCAACUGUCCCCUCUGUUCCAUCUUUGAGUACAAGUCGAUAUUCAGUAAGAUACAUGAAUAAGCGUGCGUUUAGGUCAACAUAAAAUGAUUUAGUCAGAAUAAUGUUUAUAAAUAUUAUUUCUUUAUCAAUCUCCUUUGCUUACUUGCUUGCUCACUUCCUCCCUUCCUUGCUUCUUCGCUUCCUUCCUUCCUGGCUUCCUUCCUCGCUUCCUCACAUCCUUCCUUCCUCGCUUCCUUCCAUCCUUGCUUCCUUCCUUCCUCGCUUCCUUCCUUCUUUUCUUCCUUGCUUCAUUCCUUCCUUGCUUCCUCACUUCAUUCCUUCGCUUCCUCCCUUCCUAGCUUCCUUCCUUCCUCACUUCCCACCUUUCUUUCUUGCUUCCUUCUUUGCUUUCCCCCUCGCUUCCUUCCUCCCUUCCUUGCUUCCUCGCAUUCUUGCAUCCUUCCUUCCUCGCUUUCUUCCUUCCAUCCUUGCUUCCUUCCUUCCUUUCUUGCAUCCCUUCUUUGCUUCCUUCCUUCCUCGCAUCUUUCCUUCCUCUCUUACUUCCCACCUUGCUUCCUCGCUUCCUUCCUUCCUCGCUUCCUUCCUUCCUUGCUUCCUUGCCUCUCUCUUUCAUCGCUUCCUUCCUUCCCUCCUUGCUUCCUUCCUCGCCUCUUCUUUUCUUGCUUCCUUCCUUCCUCGCAUCUUUCCUUCCUUGCUUCCUUCCUACCUUGCUUCCUCGCUUCCUUCCUUCCUUGCCUCCCCGCUUCCUUCCUCACUCUCUACCCUCUUUCCUUCCAUGCUUUUUUCCUUCCUCGCUCCCUUUUUUCCUCCUUCUUUGUUUCCUCGCCUUCUUCAUAAAUUUCUUCCUCACUUCCUUUCCUCCUUCCUUCCUUGCUUCAUUCCAUGCUUCCUCGCUUGCUUUCUUCCUUGGUUCCUUCCUUCCUCGCUUCCUUCCUUCCU